CAUAAUUUCCGGUUCCGGUUAAAAGCAAAACAGAAAAAAUCGUGAAUUUUUCGUCUUAUUAAAUUCGAGACGAUAACUGGGAUAAUAUGAUAUCCUAAUCUCAUUCAUAACGUUAUUCUGGACUUCGCUUAGGACUCAAUCAGUUCAGUUUUUACACACUGUGCUAGUGACAUCAUGUUGCAGAAGUGAGACAUAUUCCUGAAGUAUGGAGUCAUUACUGGAUGAAGUAGACUCCCUUCUUACCCCAGGACUGUCUACAGACACUCCCGAGUGGUGCAGUAAUUGUCAGUCCCUUAAACAGGAAAUUAAGAGAUUACAGGAUGAGCAGCUACAGAAUUUCAGUAAAUUGAAGCAGAAAAUUAUUUCCACCGAUUUGCUGAUCAAGAAAUACAAGUCAAAGUGUGAUGAUUAUGAUGUGCAAUGUAAGAGAACAGAAGAGGCUAAUAAAAGAGCUGACAAAAGUCAGAGACAAUGUGAGAUCUUGGAAACACAGCUGAAAGCAGCAUUACUAGAUACAGAACCAUUAAGAAAGACAAAGAUCACACUAGAGGCAGAGAUUAGAUUGAAGAACUCAGAGAUACAGUCUAUGUCGGACAAGUUACUAGCUGUUGAGAGCGCACGUAAACAAUAUGAGCAUCUUUCUAAAGCUAAUACCUUGGACAUUGAGAAACUAGAGGCAGAAAAGAAAGAGCUGAUGACUAAAAUUAAGUCACGUGAAUUUGGGAAAUUAACGAAAGAAGCUGCCAAGGAAUACAAAAAUGAGAUUACUAGUUUGAAGAGAGACAAGGCAGCUAUAGCUAAGAAUGAGAAGAGAUUGGAGAGACAACUGGCUGCUGCACACACAAAAAUUGAACAUCUUACUGGUGUCAUCAAAGAAAGAAAGUUCAGUCCAAAGCGACGUACAAGAACAACAUCAGGGAAGUUAUCUAGUCCUCUCAAGUCCCCUACAAGAAGUCCUCGAGGUUUAUGCCCCUUAACAUCGCCACUGAGGAGUCCUCAAUAUCUCAGUCCACAGGAUCACAAACUGUCUCCUCCUCAAGGCCAUGGUAGAUCACAAAUAAUGUCUGAGAAGAAAUCUGAAUCACAGGUUAAAGAUGUGAUGGCACUCAAGAAUGAUAAUGAGCUGGCUUCGCAAAGUUCAAGCAGUUUAGAAGACACUGAUGAUGAUGAUGAUAACAUAAGUGUAUGCAGUGUUAAAUGGACAUUUAGUCCACUUAUGAAAUGUUUGUCACCUUUGCCACCAUCACCGGCAUGCUUUGCUGAAAGAAAGUUAGAGAAUGAGGAGGAUGAAGGUGAGGUAUCUGAUAUAGCUGAUGUACUAGAACAACAAUUGUUACAGGAUGAUUCACUAGAUCACAUAUCAAAGGAUGAGAUACCAGUAAAAGUGACAGAGAAUUUGACUGAUUUGGGUGAUGAAAAUUCCAACACAUGUAUUGAAGAUCAAGCAAAAGGAGAUGAAACAUAUUCUGUAACUCCUCUUAAAGAACAAGAUGAUCACAUUAAAACUGUUGAAGCCAUACGUAAAGUUGAAAUUGUAAAUGAAGAAGUAAAAUAUUGUGACAAUGUCAAAGAGAGAGUGAAAGAAAAGUUUUCUGCUGAAGAAAACAAGGAUAGAGAGCUUACAUUAAAGGAGAAGUUAGCUAAUAGUAUUGAGAUUAUUUCACCUACUGCUGUAAGAAAGAGAGUUGCCCACCAAUCCCACCUUAGAUCCAAUCAAAGUAAUAGCCUAGACUCGGUUAACUUAGAUCAUAAUGAAAAUAAUGCAAUCUUUAAAGAUGCCUCACAGGGUUUAGAAAAAGUCUCUGAAGGAAUAAAUGAACCUUGUGGUGAAGAUAAAAAUUCUGAUAAAAUACAGAAGAAACCACCUGUUAAAAGGAGUGCAAGAAUUUAUAGUCAGAGAGAAAGUGAAACUGAAGACCAAGUGUCCUAUAUUAAUGAAUAUACAGAGAAUGUUGUUGAACAAGGGAAUAAAGACAUUUUUAUGAGUGACGUAAAGACUACUGCUGAAAAUAAUGCUGGUAAAGUUAAUUCAGAUGGAGAUAAAUCAGAGUUAAAUAGAAAUGAUACAGAGGAAUUUACUCCAACUUUUAAUGAGAAUUUGUUUGAUUGUAAUACUGACAGUAUUUUAAGGGAUAUGUCGAAGAUAAAAGACAGUGACAAUAUCUUAGAUGAUGAGAGAUUAAUUAUGAGCACAUCUGGUGAUGUUGUUCCUAGUCAAGAUAACAAAGACAAUAGUAGAAUAAAAGGUAAUGUUAGUAAAACAAAGCCUGAAAGUGAUACAUCUAGUCCCUGUGAAUUACUUUCAUGUGACAAAGAAGUAGAUAAUGAAAUGCUUCAAGACAAGCAAACAGCUGAAACGAUCCUUGUGCCAAACUCUUGUUUACAAAAACUGGAUAAUGUGAAGAAAAGCAUUGAAAAAACUAAACACAACACUGAAGAUAAAAGUGCCAAAGUUGAAAUAGAUAAAAACUGUAGCAAGAAGAUCAUGAAGAAGUUUGGUUCACAUAAAUUUAUCAACUUUCAAAAGUCUUCAUCAGAAACUUUGGCAAAUGAAAUUGACGACUAUAGUUAUGUUGGUGAUUAUGAAGUUCUUGAUAGAAAUAAUAAAGAGUCGAAAAUGUUUUCACCAAGGGUGCGAGGGAUGCAAAAGAAAAAUGUGGCUAGGAGAUUGAGAAGAAGUUGUAAAUAUAGAGAUCUUGAUUCUGAAGUAAGAGGAGAAAGUAAAGUGGAAGUUAAUAAAUUGAACCAUGAACAGAUGAAUAUACCACAAAAGUUUGAGGUUUUAGAACUUAGGAAGAAAAAUUCAGAGGGCAGUUGUGUGAUAGGUACGGCAGAUGGAAGUGAUGAAGAUAAGUUAGCACCGGAAGGUAUAGUGCAUGAUUCUAAUAAGGCUGUGACUUGUAAAUCUGUAACAAUUCAUAAAGAAUCGUCACAAAAACUUUUACACAACAUUGAUGGUGACAACAAAACAGAUGAAACAAAGCUUGUUUGCUCAAAAGAACAAAAUGCUGAAGUUAGUGUUGAAAUAAGAAAUGAUAAUAGUGAAAUUUGUAAAGGCAUUACAAAAUUAGAGACUAAAGAACACAGCAUGGGUGACUCUAUGUUUGAUGAUGAAUUUAGUAACUCAGAUGAGAAGUCAGGAGAAGGUGAUAAUAGUGUUGAAAAAAUAACCACAAAUAGACAGAUGAGCACAGGGUUCACUGUUAAUACACAUACUUUAGAAAGAGCUCCAAGCACAGAUAGUGCUGUGUCCUUUGGAACCUCUCCAUCAAGAUUGUUUUCUACUUGUGGUACAAUUGUGGAGGAGGAAUUAGAUGAUGAUUUGAACAAAGGUGACAGUGAAAGUGGUAGCAAAAUUAGUAGUGAUUCAAAUUUUAUUUUUGGUGUUGAAGACUUAUUGAAUUGUAAACAAGAGCCGUCACCUGGUUCACAAAAUUUUGAAAAUGCUCAAAACAAAACAAAGCCUGUCUGUGAUACUAAUCUAAGCUCAGAAAAUUGUGGUUAUACUCUGACAAAAACUAAAACUUGUAACGAAUUUACUGAUAAUUCAUUAAGUGCAGUGUCAGAAGAUGACAUAUCUAAUAAACCUGGCUGUUCAUAUCAGUAUCAUGAACCAUCUUUUCAUUUCUCAAGACAGGAGGUUAAUAUUUCUGCUGAUGAGAAAGAUUCUGUUGAUACUGCAAGGAUACCAUUUAUUUCCGAAACAUUACUUCAUGAUGAUUCAUCGUCUAGAUCAUCUAUUCAAAGUAUUACUUCCAUUGAGAGGGCUUCUCCUGUAUCACCUCUCUCUCUGUCACCAUUUGAUUUCUUAAAUCCAAUAUCUCCUCUCCCACCUUCUCCUAUCAGGGAGAUAGAAAGGGUGUCUCCCCUGUCUCCAGAACAUAUGACUGAUGAACAAAAACCACAGGUUGAUUAUAAUGAACCGGAUGUUGCAAUAAAUAAUGAAGAUGACACUCCUAAAAAUGACGAGAAUAAAAAGGUUGAGUGUAAAGGGGAAUUUUCUGAUAAAAUUGUUAAUCCAUCGGAAAUUAUUGACAAUGAAAAGGCGAAGGAUAAUCAUAUGGUUAAAAAUAAGAGGGAAAUAAGAAAUAAACAACCUUUGACAGGUAGCUCAAGUAAAACAAAAAGUACAACUAAGUUAGAAAGUGUAAAAAAAGCAAAAACCAAUUUGGAAUGUGUGAAUAAUGUAGAAAGUCAACAAUGUUCACCUGAACAAGAUACAUGUUUAAGUGAUGUUAGUUUGAAACUGUUCAGUAUUCCACAGAUGAUAAGUCCAGUUAAAACUCCUAAAAGUUGUGCCAAAUUAAAAACUGAACAAAUUAAGUCUUCACAAAAUAUAACAAAAUUAAUAAUAAGUCAGAAAGAUAAAGAUAAAACCACUCCUAUGGUAUUAGGAGAAGGGAAGGUUGGGUGUGUUAAAGGAGGACCUAAACAGUUUGUUACUGAAGCUCCUGUAACAGCUAUUGCUGUCAAACCUCGUGGCACCAGGGGCAGGACAUCUUUUGAUAAAACAAAUAUAGAAAUGUGCAUCAGGAAGUCAAGUCAAACAGCUCUUAAGAAAGUUUCAAGUGUAGUAAAAUCUGAAUCAAGUGAAGCAAGGAAGGUUUCUGGUGAUAACACUGUAGUUGCAGAGGAAACACAGACAUUUAAAUCUGUCUCAGGUAUAACUAGUCAAAAAUCUCAAACAUUACCACAUGAUGAACAAUCUAUAGAAUCAGAUAGAUUGGCAGGAAAUUUAGAAAAGUUAUCUGAAAGAGAUGCAGGCUUGAUAGAAAGUGGAGAUAAAGAAAGUGUUGUCAGUAUAGAUGAGAAAGGUGACAACAAGGUGGUUGAGGAGUAUACACUAAGUCAUGAUAAUUUGGCAUUCAAGAGAAAGGCUAGAGUGGCACAUAAACCAAAUAUACUUAAAUCACAAAAGAAGAUACAGAUUAUAGAUGCUCCAGUGUUACCUCCAGUCACCGUGAGUAGAAAGAGAAAAAAUCUGGAAAACAACAAGGAUACUCAUGAUAAGGAAAAGCCUAAAGAAGGAAAAGUAAAGAAACAGAAGUCUUCAUCUUCUCUGAAGUCAAUUAGUCAAGAGAACAAGAAGAAGAUGCAGAGUUUCCUCAAGUCAUCAGAGACAGCAGAAUGCUUUGUGGCAAAUUAUUCUCCACAACCAUGUGAUGAUACUGUCACUGUUGACCUUCUAGCUGCCUGUCUUGAGUGUUUAGGUCGUGUACAGACAGAGACUCUAGAUGUAGUAUAUCGUAUGUGUGAGAACAGUCAGUAUCUAACCAUUGACUGUCAUCUACCAUUUACCAGUGAUGUAGAGAAAAAAGCUGUCGAAUUGAUACAAUAUAUAUGUACAGAAUUGAAAUAUGACUGGAUGGAUGUGAUGAGGAAGAUUUGGGACUGUGUAUUUAGUUGUGACAGUUCUCGCAGUAUAGUUGGCAAAAUGGCACAGUGUAGGGUGUUUGUAGCCCUGUGCUCUCUUCAAGGUGAUAUAGAGAAGAACGAAGAUUUGAUUCUCUAUCAUGAGACUAUAAUGAAGUGUAGUUAA
Molecule: messenger RNA, 5539 nt
Organism: Ruditapes philippinarum (Manila clam)
Lineage: Eukaryota; Metazoa; Mollusca; Bivalvia; Venerida; Veneridae
Exons: 20
Coding region: 206-5539 (1777 amino acids)
Source: RefSeq, a predicted model, not a curated record